CACUCCGCGGUUCCGCCAUCAUCCCUACCCCUAACUAAACAAGGGUUCAAGGGAGACGCACAAGUCGGGGUAGGAAUAGGCUAGCCCCUUUCCUUCAAUAGACCUUCUCCUUCAAUCUUCGAUCAGUCCACACUCGGUGCUGUGCUCGUGAAGUCGUGCUCUCCUCCGUCGUCGAUCAGUCGAGCCCAGACAUUCUCUUUCGUCUUCUCCGCGGCGCCCAAACUCAGCUCGUGAAGUCUUGUUCUGCUCCCAGUCGUCGGCUUGUCGCUUAGCUCCCCUUUAGACUUUCCGCGAGUGCUCACCGUCGAUCGCUUGUGCUCUUUCUCCUCGUCCUCGUCCAGUCGUUCUGCUCGUGUUCAGAUGAAGGUGAAGAAGCAGAAGAGGCACAGGAAGAUUCUCACAUUUUACACUUCUUGCUUUGAUUUUCGGAAGCCUUUCAAGGUUUUGUGUGAUGGAAAUUUUGUACACCACCUUCUUCAGAAUAAGAUAACUCCUGCUGAUAAGUCUCUUGCUAAUAUUCUAAAUUCUGAUGUCCAGCUCUUCACAACCAGAUGUGUUUUAGAGGAGUUGAAACGACUUGGUCGCUCAUUUACUGGGUCACUUGAGGCAGCUCGUCAACUUAAAAUUGCCAGAUGUGAGCACGAAAAAUGUGAGCAUGCUGCUAAAUGCAUAAUGGAGGUUAUUGGAGAAAACAAUUUAGGGCACUUUUUUGUUUGCAGUCAAGAUAUCGAACUGCGGAGACAGUUGCAACAGGUUUGCCCCACUUUCAAUUACUUGCUUGGCAAGUUUGUUUCUCUUUAUUCUAUCAUUAAUGAAAUCUUGGAAACGUUAUUGACUUGAUUGAUUAAGUAGACG
Prosopis cineraria is the source of this 855-nucleotide messenger RNA. RefSeq lists its product as uncharacterized. Bases 361 to 840 code for a protein of 159 amino acids. The transcript has 4 exons. Lineage: Eukaryota; Viridiplantae; Streptophyta; Magnoliopsida; Fabales; Fabaceae. The record is from RefSeq and is a predicted model, not a curated record. Gene Ontology annotation, molecular function: small ribosomal subunit rRNA binding. Gene Ontology annotation, cellular component: nucleolus; small-subunit processome.